CUAAAUGCAUUUCACACCAAGUGAACAUUAAGUGUUAUACACUACUCUUGCGUGAGUUCUUCUUCUGUUCCUUUCUGUGGCCAUGGAUGGAAAGAAAUUAGAGUACAAAGGUGAGGAAGCACUAAAGGAGAUAGAGAGGCUGACAAUGAAGGCUGCUGAAGUUCAAGAAGGCCUUUUGAAACAGAUCUUAACUCAGAACAGGGAAACUGAGUAUUUGAGUAAGUAUAUGAGGGGAGAAAAAAAUAUAACAGACGUAGCAGAGUUUAAGAGGUGUGUUCCAGUAAUCACUUAUGAAAGAAUCUUCCCUUAUAUCCAGAGGAUUGCAAAUGGGGAAGACUCUACUCUCAUCACCAGUCACCCAAUAACAGAAAUGUUAUGCAGUUCAGGGACAUCAGCUGGAGAGCCUAAAAUGAUGCCAUCGAUUGUGGAAGAUCUAGAACGCCGUACCUUUGUGUACAAUCUUAUCACGCCAAUCAUAAAUCAGUACGUUUCUGAUCUUGACGAGGGCAAGGCAAUGUAUCUGUACUUUGUAAAAGCAGAAAUGUGCACUCCAUGUGGCCUACCAGCCAGAACAGUGUUAACAAGCUACUACAAGAGCAAGCACUUCAAGUGCCGCACACACGAUCCUUGGAACGACUACACAAGCCCUGACCAAACCAUUCUAUGCAAUGACAGCAACCAAAGCAUGCAUUGCCAGCUUCUCUCAGGUUUGGUCCACCGCCGCCACGUCCUACGCCUCGGUGCCGUCUUCGCCUCCGCACUUCUGAGAGCCAUUUCCUUCCUGGAACGAAACUGGAGGCACCUUUGUGAGGACAUUCGAACUGGCCAACUCAGUUCCUUCAUAACAGACCCUUCAUGCCGUUCAUGCAUGUCCACAUUGCUUUCAUCCCCUGACCCUCGUCUCGCUGAUGAAAUCACGAGAAUCUGUAGCCAGAAGUCUUGGAAGGGAAUUCUGUGCCAGCUUUGGCCUAAGGCAAAGUUCAUUGAGGCUGUGGUUACUGGCUCCAUGGCUCAGUAUGUUCCUGCUCUUAAGCACUACAGUGAUGGGAAAUUGCCUUUGGUUUGUACCAUGUAUGCUUCUUCUGAGUGCUACUUUGGGGUUAAUCUGAAGCCUCUUUGUGAUCCUGGUGAUGUUGCUUUUACGCUCUUGCCUAACAUGGGUUACUUUGAGUUCCUUCCUCUUGGACAUAACGGGACGCUGUUGAUGGACUUUGAUGAAGGGGAGCAGGUUCCCAAUGAUAAGCUUGUGGAUUUGGUGCAUGUUAAGCUUGGUUGCUUUUAUGAGCCUGUGGUCACUACUUUUGCUGGGCUGUAUCGAUACCGCGUUGGUGACGUGCUUCAGGUGGUAGGAUUUUACAACAACGCCCCACAAGUCCGUUUCAUCUGCAGGAGAAACGUUGUGAUCAGCGUCGACACCGAGAAGACCAACGAGGAGGACUUGCACAGGGGCGUGACAAUGGCAAAAAAGUUGCUGGAGCCCUACGAUGCUCUCUUAGUGGAGUACACAAGCUACCCCGACACUUCUUCGAUACCAGGACACUACGUAUUGUACUGGGAAAUUCUUCAUUGCGGGAUAAAGACGACAGAGUCAUCACAACAACUUCAACUUCUUGACGCAAACGUGCUUGAGGAAUGUUGCAUUGCGGUGGAGGAACAAUUGGACUACGUAUAUAGACGAUGCCGUAGCUAUGACAAGUCUGUGGGGCCACUUGAGAUACGUGUGGUGGAGCCAGGGACGUUUGAUGCAUUGAUGGACUUGUUUAUUAGCCAAGGUGCUUCCAUCAAUCAGUACAAGACUCCAAGGUGCAUCAAGUCUAAGAAAGCACUCAAGUUACUCAAGUCUAAAGUUACAGCGUCUUUCUUCAGCCCUAGGGAUCCCAAAUGGUCCCCUAAGAUGUGUUCAACUUGAGGAUUAUUAUGUAUGGUGUCUUAUUGAUUGCCUCAAACCUCAAGUGAUUGGUAGUUGUAAAAGAAUUUGGCUCUGGCUGGUUAAUUGAUAAUUUGUACUCAUAAUCUUUUCUGUAAGGAAAAGCAGAAACAUUUUAAGGCUCUGGUACCAAGAAGUUCUAAACAUAUAUAUAUCCGCAUCAAUUUAAUAAAUAAUAUA
Messenger RNA from Glycine soja, 2107 nucleotides. RefSeq names its product putative indole-3-acetic acid-amido synthetase GH3.9. Gene Ontology annotation, cellular component: cytoplasm. The coding region runs from base 83 to 1909 and encodes 608 amino acids. The record is from RefSeq and is a predicted model, not a curated record. Gene Ontology annotation, molecular function: acid-amino acid ligase activity. The transcript is spliced from 4 exons. Lineage: Eukaryota; Viridiplantae; Streptophyta; Magnoliopsida; Fabales; Fabaceae.